AUGGUCCCUCCAGUCCCCGCCGCCGACGUCUCCGUAUUCUCGUUGUUAUGGUUUCCACUAUUGUUCCCAUACGUCGCCAUUUUUCCAAUACCCAACCGUUUGACACGUCUGGAAAAGGAGAAGGAGAUUAAUGGAGGAGCCAUCGAACAUUACAGUCAGAAUGAGACGGCACACUUCAUGAGAGCGCAGAAGGCCAAUGAACCCCUAUUCUUCGAUCGUGGCAACAUUCAACACCACCGUCCCGAAAAGUUGCUUCGCGGAAAGCAGUUAGCGGAGACGUUGGAAGACGCAAGAGCAAGGAAGAUGGAGGAGAAGCAACAGUUGGAUAAGCAUCCGCAGGAUAGGGAGAAUAAAGAUCAAGAGGUCAACGAGCAGCCGGAUCAAGGGGAGCAGGACUACAAGGAGCACUGA
Molecule: messenger RNA, 411 nt
Organism: Caenorhabditis remanei
Lineage: Eukaryota; Metazoa; Nematoda; Chromadorea; Rhabditida; Rhabditidae
Exons: 4
Coding region: 1-411 (136 amino acids)
Source: RefSeq, a predicted model, not a curated record